This is a messenger RNA of Sparassis crispa, 5946 nucleotides long. Its product is annotated as 5'-3' exoribonuclease 1. The transcript has 33 exons. Gene Ontology annotation, molecular function: GMP synthase (glutamine-hydrolyzing) activity; 5'-3' RNA exonuclease activity; ATP binding. NCBI's taxonomy places the organism in Eukaryota, Fungi, Basidiomycota, Agaricomycetes, Polyporales, Sparassidaceae. The record is from RefSeq and is a predicted model, not a curated record. Bases 1 to 5946 code for a protein of 1981 amino acids. Gene Ontology annotation, cellular component: nucleus. Gene Ontology annotation, biological process: nuclear-transcribed mRNA catabolic process; GMP biosynthetic process; rRNA catabolic process.
AUGGGUAUACCCAAGUUCUUCAGAUACAUCUCGGAGCGUUAUCCGUUGACCUCCCAACUGAUUCAAGAGAAUCACAUCCCUGAGUUUGACAAUCUUUACAUCGAUUUCAAUGGGAUCAUUCACAACUGUUCACAUCCUAACGACGGAGAUGCUCACUUCCGUUUAUCUGAGGAGCAGAUAUUUACGUCCAUUUUUGCAUACGUGGACCACCUGUUUAGCAAGAUAAAACCGAAGAAGCUGUUCUUCAUGGCUGUUGAUGGUGUUGCUCCGCGUGCGAAGAUGAACCAACAGCGGAGUCGAAGGUUCCGGACGGCGAAGGAGGCAAGGGAAGUGAAAGAGAAAGCCGAGAGCAAGGGGGAGAAGUUGCCGGAUACAAAGGCGUUUGAUAGCAAUUGCAUCACGCCAGGGACGGAGUUCAUGGCGAAGGUAUCGGAACAGCUUCGCUACUUCGUGAACAAGAAGAUUUCAGAAGACUCCAAUUGGCGGAACGUCACUGUUGUGUUGUCAGGCCACGACGUGCCGGGUGAAGGCGAGCACAAGAUUAUGGAGUACAUUCGGUUGUCGAGGGCACAGCCUGACUAUGAUCCUAACGUGCGGCACUGCCUGUAUGGACUCGAUGCGGAUCUUAUCAUGCUGGGCCUUCUGAGCCACGACCCUCAUUUCUGUUUGUUGCGUGAAGAGGUCAAGUUCGGACCCCAAAGGGGUAAAGGGAAGCAGAGCCUCGAGUCCAUUAAUUUUUAUUUGCUGCAUCUUACGCUUAUGCGUGAAUACCUUGAUCUGGAGUUCCACGACAUCGAACCAGUAUUGCCGUUUGAUUACAGUCUAGAGCAUGUCAUUGACGACUUCAUUCUGCUCGCUGUGUUCGUGGGCAACGAUUUCUUACCAAAUCUUCCUGAUCUCCACAUCCACGAGAACGGCUUGGAGAAGUUGUUCGACGUGUAUAAGAAAGCGCUGCCUUCACUAGAUGGAUACCUCAAUGAGAGUGGCGUCAUCAACACGAAAAGGUUGCAGGUAAUAUUAGACGAAAUGGCAGAGUGGGAACGAGAAGUAUUCGAGAAGGAGUACGCUGACUUGAAUUGGUACAAGGGCAAGCAAGCGAAACAUGUGAAGGAGAUGGAGUUGGCGCGCAAGCGUGCAAAAUUGGUUUUGACCAGGCCGCAACGCGAGAUCUUCGACAAGGUCAAGGGUUUCGUGUUGGAGCACAGAAGCCCGGCCUCCCCUGCGCAUGCGCGGAAGUCGCGUCUUGUGAUGCCGAACAUAUUUGCCGCUCGAGAGCGUCAGUUCAUCAGCACCCUCGCACAGGAUUUGCACCUCUCUUUGACGUGGGAUGAAUACGACGAGGAGGACCAGAAUUUGGUAACAUGGCGAUUCCCCGGUGAGUUGGAAGAGCCCCUUCCUGAAGGACAGAACGGGUCUAGCGGUGAGGGGACCCCAGAGACCGAAGACGACAACGAUGAGUGGGAAGACGAGGACGACGAGGAGAGCCGGGCUGCCGUUGACCGAGUACUGAACAAGUACGAGAAGGCGAAAGUGAUGAAAGACGACAAGGAGGGUGACUUCGACGCGCGUUAUGAGAUGUCGAUAAAAGACAAGAUGGAUGAGUGGAAGAGGGGCUAUUACAAGAGUAAACUGGAGAUAUCCUACGACAACCCGCAGGAGAUGCACGACCUUGGGUACCGUUACGUAGAAGGCAUGCAGUGGGUGAUGCAUUACUACUACAGCGGCGUGGCAUCGUGGAGUUGGUUCUACAACUACCAUUACGCUCCCCGCAUAUCAGACCUGCGAGGUGUGGAUCAGAUGACAUUCUCUUUUGAUCUGGGGAGACCGUUCCGACCGUUCGAACAGCUGAUGGGUGUCUUGCCCGCAGCCAGCAAAGAUAUUAUUCCCCCAGCGUACAGGGAUCUCAUGGAUGACCCAAAUUCGCCGAUCCUCGACUUCUACCCGGCAGAAUUUGAACAAGAUCUGAAUGGCAAGAAGCAAGAUUGGGAAGCCAUCGUGAAGAUUCCCUUCAUCGACGAGAGACGACUGCUGAAUGCAAUGGCUUCACGAGAACAUCGUCUCACGGUAGAGGAAAGGCGACGCAACGGGAUUGGAACAAGCACGAAGUUCACGUACAACCCUGGAGAACCCAUGGUGUACCCAUCAUCGUUGCCCGGAUUUUUACCUACUCUUCAACGCUGCACAUGCCUAAUGGAACCGUUCGACCUACCUACACUGGAUGGGCUCCACCUCGUCGAAGGGCUCUGCGACGGCGUGGUCCUCGGAGCAGAGGCACUAGCAGGCUUCCCAUCAGUGGAGACCCUCCCGCAUACGGCCGCGCUCGGCUACCACGGCGUAAACGUGCACGGGUCCGAGAGCCGCAACAAGUCGAUGGUGAUUCACGUCGAGAACGUGCACGAGCACCGCAAGGCGGAGGACAUCGCGCGGGAGAUGAUCGGUCAGCGGACGUUCGUAAGCUGGCCAUUCCUCCAGGAAGGCAUGGUCUGCGCCGUGUCUGACUCGCUAUUCAAAUACGAAAAGGCGGCGAUAAUCCCUGGCCGCCCACCAAAGGUCAUCUCCAACCCGCACUCGCCGCAGGGUGUCUCGUUGUGGAAGAGCAGAGCAGAUAGGAUCGAGCAGUUUUAUUCCAAGAGGUGCGGCGUGAUUACAGGCCAUAUUGAAGUGCUGGUCCACGUCAGGCCGCUCAAGGGACUCAAGCGCCUGGAUGAUGGUUCGUUCGUGAAAGACUACGAAGGCCCAGACAAGGAGACCGAGCAGGCAGUGCAGAUGACCGUGUCCGAAGUCGUCUCGGAAGAUCCUCGAUAUGUAGAGAAAGAUGCCCCUCCGUUGUCGGAAGACUUCCCCGAGGGCAGCAAAGUCUUCUUCCUUGGGGAGCAUGCCUAUGGCGUGGCAGCACAGGUCUCCGGGACGACCGCAGAUGCACUCUCUGUCGUUCUAGCUUUUUUUCCAUCUGAAAAGGCGGAGAACGACCAAUUUAAGAGCAUUGUGUACAACCGUCUGUCGAACAGGUACUAUCCGUCCUUCAAGGUCGCGGAUAUGGUCGGUCUCUCGGGGAGGGCGAUAUCGAAGAUCACGUCCAGCUUCAUGGUCCUCACCACCGACAACCAGAAGUGCAAUCUCGGGCUCAGCUUGAAGUUCGAAGCCAAGGGGUUGAAGGUGAUCGACUACUCGCGCAAAGAUGGCAGGUACUGGGAGUUCAGCGAGAAGGCGGUGAACUUGAUCCAGGAGUACAAGGAGAAGUACCCGGAGGUGAUGCGCACAUUGGACCGGGGGGGUGACGCGAUGGCCAAGGCGAGCGACGUGUUCCCCGGUCCCAAUGCGGAUGCAAAAUUGAAGGAAGUGCGGAGUUGGCUCUACACAAAGGGCAUCCGCGACUUCGAGCCCGUCUCGCUCUUCUGCGAUCAACUGAAGAAGGACACGGUCAAGGAGAUAGAAGGGCUUGCCGAUCACUUCGCCGCCAACAAGUCUGCGUCUGCUAUCAAGAAAGUCAUCGUGAAAGGCAUCCCACGGCAAGCUGUCCUCAAGCCCUCACAUGCAGUCUAUCGGCUGCAAAAUCAGCAUUUCGCACUGGGUGACCGGGUCACCAUGAUUCAGGAUUCUGGAGCGGUACCUCUGUCCAUCAAAGGCGUGGUGAUCGGGAUGAAUGCGAAGUCCAUGGAUGUCGUUUGGGAUACAGCGUUCAUGGCAGGAACGACUCUGGCAGACCGGUGCUCUGUGUACCGAGGGUCGACGGUCGAAUUCACGUCCUGUCUGAACUUGACUAAUCCUCAGUUCGUUGCUUCGACUAAUCCCAAGUCGCCGACACAGCAGAAGCCUAACACGCCGUUCAAGCCACGGUUCGGUCCUCAUCCCACUAUUCAGCCACCACCUGGUCAACAGGCAGCUUCUGGAUUCAGACCGGCGAAUGGCGGUCCGAUGCAAAUCAUGACGAACCCAAACCGAGGCAGAGGUGGAUUCGCCAAUGGACGCGGUGGCCCGCCUGUCAGCAACCCCGUGGUUCAGCUUCCCGCUCCGAAUGGGUAUGCCUCGCAAGCUGCACCGCAGCAAGCCAAUGGCUUCCAGACCAACGGCACACGAGGGAAGCCUCUGGUGCCCCGCGGUGGUUCUCCGAGAGGUGGUCCGCAUGGCCCUCCUGGUCCUCCCAGAGGAGGCUUCUUUCCGAACGUUCGCGGACGAGGAGGGCCUACUCACCCGACAGAGACGCGGUCGCGUGAACGCGUCGACGGCGCUUAUUCGAAUAAAAAAUUCGAUCGUAUACGUCCACUAUAUCCAGACACCUUUCACCUUUCUUUGCCGUUAGUACCCGAGAUUGGAAAAAGACAAGAGGUUGACAUGGCGGAAACCCACGAUCAAUUCGACACCAUUCUCAUUCUCGACUUUGGCUCACAGUACAGUCAUUUGAUCACACGAAGAUGUCGAGAGCUCAACGUCUACGCAGAGCUCAUGCCAUGUACACAAAAGAUUAAGGACCUCAAAUUCAAGCCUAAAGGCAUUAUUCUUUCCGGGUCUCCCUACUCUGUGUACGAUAAAGAUGCACCCCAUGCCGAUCCCAGUAUCUAUGUCUUGGGCUUACCGAUCCUGGGUAUAUGCUAUGGUCUCCAAGAGAUGGCAUGGAACAUGGACGGAAAGGUCUCCAAGUGUGACCAUCGCGAAUACGGCUUUGCUCAAGUGCAAAUUGUCAAAUCUGGAGAUAGCGCCACGGACGCUCUAUUCGAGGGUCUGGGGGACGAGAUGCAGGUGUGGAUGUCGCAUGGGGACCAGCUCUCACAGAUGCCCCCCAAUUUCCAUGUGAUCGGUCGCACUGAUAGCGCCCCAUACGCUGCCAUCACACACAACUCGAAACCAUUCUACGGCAUCCAAUUCCACCCAGAGGUAACACACUCGCCAAAGGGGAAGGAAGUGAUCGCCCGGUUUGUCCUCAACAUUUGCGGAUGCAAGACUCACUGGACUAUGGAGGAGUUCAUCGAGAAGGAGAUUGAGCGCAUCCGGAAGAUAUGUGGUCCCAAAGGGCGUGUCAUUGGAGCCGUCAGCGGUGGUGUGGACAGCACAGUCGCUGCAAAACUGAUGCACGAGGCCAUUGGGGAUAGAUUCCACGCCAUCAUGGUCGACAACGGCGUCCUGCGUCUCAACGAGGCGCAGCAAGUCCACGACAUGCUGAACAAAGCGCUCGGAGUGAAUCUGACCGUCGUCGACGCAUCUGACCUCUUCCUCUCCCGCCUCACGGGCGUGGAGGAACCCGAGCAGAAGCGGCAGAUCAUCGGGAACACGUUUAUCAACGUAUUCGAGGAGGAGGCGGCAAAGAUAGAGGCGGCCGCAGAGAAGGAGGAGGCGCAAGGCGGCGCAGUGAAGGGCAAGAUCGAGUGGCUGCUGCAGGGCACGCUUUAUCCCGACGUCAUCGAGAGCAUCAGUUUCAAGGGCCCGAGCGCGACCAUUAAGACGCACCAUAAUGUCGGCGGGCUGCUAAAAGAUAUGAAACUCAAACUAAUCGAACCCCUUCGGGAGCUGUUCAAAGACGAGGUGCGCGCACUGGGCCGUCUGCUGUCUAUACCGGACCACCUCGUUCAGCGCCAUCCGUUCCCCGGUCCUGGCUUGGCGAUUCGUAUCCUCGGCCCUGUCACGCGCGAACAGGUCAAGAUUCUCCAACACGCGGAUAGCAUUUACAUCGAGGAAAUCCGCAAAGCUGGGCUGUAUAACGAAAUCAGCCAGGCGUUUGCUGUCCUCCUCCCGGUCAAGGCUGUCGGCGUCAUGGGCGAUCAGCGCACGUACGAGCAGGUGAUCGCGCUCCGUGCUGUUCAGUCGGAGGAUUUCAUGACUGCAGAUUGGUAUGUCUUCCCAGCCGAAGUUCUCCGCAGGAUCUCCUCUCGCAUCACGAAUGAGGUCGCGGGCAUCAAUCGCGUGACAUACGAUAUCUCGUCCAAACCACCAAGUACUGUUGAGUGGUUAUGA